AUGGAGAAGAUCAAGAGCUAUUUCACGGACAAGAAGGCGCAGGUCGUCGUCUUCUCCUCCACCGCCAUCGCCCUCUAUGGCUACGACCAAGGUAUGAUGAGCUUGAUCAACACAAAUGCCAACUACCUCUCCACCAUGGGCAUCGCCGAAGAAGAUCCUCAAGUCGGCGUGAUCGUCUCAGUCUACUACCUAGGUUGUGCCAUCGGCGCCAUCAUCUUCUCCUACCUAGCCGACAAAUACGGCCGCAAACCCGCCCUCUUCGGAUGUCUGGUUACUGCUUCUCUUGGUAACUUGAUCAUGUUCUGCUCCGGACUCGGGUACAGCAAAGGCGCUCUAGCAGUAAUGUAUCUGGGUCGUGUGGUGAUGGGUCUCGGGGUCGGAGGCGUGGACAGUGUCGUGCCCGUUUACAGCUCCGAACUCGCAUCCGAUGGAGCUAGAGGUAAAGCUUUGGCUCAGGAAUUCCAAAGCAACAUCUUCGGCUUGAACAUGGCUUUCGCCAUCAACCUGGCAGUGACAGUCCACCUAGGCAAGUACAACGAAUGGGCCUGGCGAAUCCCAAUCAUCUCCAUGCAAAUCUACCCCGUCUCCCUCCUCGCCAUCUUCGGCCAGCUGCCGGAGUCACCACGGUGGUACAUGUUCCACGACCGCACCGACGACGCCAACAAAUCCCUCAAGAAAAUCAUGGGCGAGGAAGACGGCAAGAAGAAAUUCGACGAGCUGACCGAAAGCGCCAAAUCCGAAUCCGACCAGAAAGUCGGGUACGCGGAUAUGUUCACACCGGGCCACCCUCAGUUCCAUCCUACCAUCAUCACGAUCAUGGGCCAAGUCAACCAGGCCCUGACAGGCUACGGCGCCGUGUCAGUCUACGGACCCCAGAUCUUCGAACUCCUAGGCUACAGUACCAGGAAAUCCGAGUACCUGACCCAAGGAAACUACAUCUCCUACUUCUUCCUCAUGACCUUCGCCUGGCUGCUCGUGGAUGCCGUGGGCCGGCGAACAGUCCUGCUAUGGGGCUCCGGUGUCCUGACCAUGUGUUUCUUCCUCCUCACACUCUUCGGUGGACUCUCGAUGAAUGCAGACGGUCUCGGCUUGACUCGUGAGGGGGUGGCAAUACCCGGUAUCAUCAGCUUGUUCGUCGCCACGGGGGCCUUCGGGAUCGGCUGGCUCGCCACCAUCUGGCUCAUCCCCACCGAAAUCUACCCCACCACUGCCCGCGCCCAAGGCACCGCCGUCUCCGUCGUCAUCUGGGGCCUGGCCAACUUCACCGUAACACUGCUCACGCCCAUCCUGUUCAAUAAUCUAGACUACUGGCUCUUCCUCGUCUUCGCGCUGACGAAUACUUUCGCGGGGUUGUGGACCUACCUUUACACGCCCGAGACGGGCGGGAGGAGUUUCGAGGAGAAUCAGGAGUUUUUCGAUUCGGCCAAGGAGGCCGGGACGUGGAGGGUGGGGAGGGUGAGGAAGGGCGAGUUUAUGUAUAUGCCUUAUCCCAAGCCGGAUGGGGAGGAGGGGGAGUCGCAGCCGUUGUUGCAGCGGAUACAGGAGCAGUUGUAG
Recurvomyces mirabilis is the source of this 1554-nucleotide messenger RNA. RefSeq lists its product as uncharacterized. NCBI's taxonomy places the organism in Eukaryota, Fungi, Ascomycota, Dothideomycetes, Mycosphaerellales, Teratosphaeriaceae. Gene Ontology annotation, molecular function: carbohydrate:proton symporter activity. The record is from RefSeq and is a predicted model, not a curated record. The coding region runs from base 1 to 1554 and encodes 517 amino acids. Gene Ontology annotation, biological process: carbohydrate transport; transmembrane transport. Gene Ontology annotation, cellular component: membrane. The transcript is spliced from 2 exons.